AUGUUGCCCCAGACUUCAGAGAAGAAAAGACAAGUUCAUUUAGCCAAGAGGAAGCGGAGACAUCGUGAAAGGUGUGAACUUCCUAUAAGACUCACCAGCUGCAUUUUCAAGCGACCAGUCACGAAAAUAACUUCCCAUCCUGGCAAUCGGGUCAGGCGCCGUCGAUGGGAGGAGACCUUGCAGAAGCCCCAGCAAGUCUGUGCUUACAGGAGACUGCAGGGUCUCCAGGCCUGCAGCACUGAAGGAGAACUUUUAAGUACUUUCGAUAUUACAAAUACUUUAAAAAUAAUUGCCCCUCAUAGCCCAGGUGAAUCCCCGGGCCAUGUUGGUGCUGGGUCUCUCCACACCAGCCCCGAGCCCACCGCUGCACAGUCUUCAGACUGGGCGGAGAUGAUCCCAGGAGCAGGUCUCCGUCUCCCACAGUCAGUUUGCAGACAGUCGGUGUCUUAUGGAGAUAUCCGCAGACAGCAUCAGAAAGUGAAAAAAGCCAGGGAGAGACUUGCUGAGGCCCUGAGGGCAGACAGGCUUGCCAGGGAGGCAGAGAGGGAGGAGCCAGGAAGGAUGUUCUGA
Molecule: messenger RNA, 570 nt
Organism: Equus quagga
Lineage: Eukaryota; Metazoa; Chordata; Mammalia; Perissodactyla; Equidae
Product: putative methyl-CpG-binding domain protein 3-like 3
Exons: 1
Coding region: 1-570 (189 amino acids)
Source: RefSeq, a predicted model, not a curated record